AUGGAAGAUGAAAGUGUAACAUUAUUACCGUUGAGUGUGUCUCCAACCAAUCAUGAACCUGACAAAGCUGCUCUGUUCACAUUAAUGAAUGAAGACAGAAUGAUGCACUUACAGGGACAAAGCAACCGAGGAUAUGCUUCAAUAUAUAAUAUCAACAAGUAUGAAAUUAAACAUAUAGAAGACAGCAAUGAAAAAAUAUAUGGAGGAGGAGGUGGCUGGGGUGGUGAUCGCGAGCUACAGGAAACCCCAGACACAGUUUUCAUCACAGGUCUUAGUGAAAGCAUUGUUGAAGAGGAUCUGCUUGCACAUUUUGGCAGUAUAGGAGUAAUCAAGAUGGACAAAAGAACUGGUAAACCCAAAGUAUGGAUCUAUAAAGAUAAGAUGUCUGGUCGACCAAAAGGGGAAGCCACUGUCACUUACGAUGACCCAGAAACUGCUAAAGCUGCUAUCAACUGGUUCAGUGAGAAAGAUUUUCAAGGAAAUGUAAUUAAGGUUCAGAUUGCUCAAAGGAAAGUGAGUCAGUUUGGUGGUGGUGGACGUGGAGGAGGAGGUGGCGGUGGAAGAGGAGGAGGUGGCGGCGGUGGAUUUGGUGGUGGUCGUGGCGGAGAUAGAGGAGGACGUGGUGGUGGAGGUGGCAGAGGAGGUGGACGUGAUGGUGGUGGAAGUCGUCAAGGAGAUUGGAACUGCCCUAAUGAAGAUUGUGGUAACAACAACUUUGGUUGGAGGAAUGCCUGUAAUCUCUGUAACACACCUAGACCAGAUGGUGCUGGUGGUGAUGGUGGUGACUUUGGUCGUGGUGGUGGUGGUAGAGGUCGCGGAGGUGGUGGUGGAUUUGGUGGCGGCCGAGGAGGCGGCGGUGGUCGUGGUGGAUUUGAUAGAGAUAGAGGAGGUCGUGGUGGAUUUGGUGGUGGUCGUGGCGGUGAUAGAGGAGGACGUGGUGGAGAUAGAGGGGGACGUGGCGGUGGUGGUGGUUACGGUGGUGGACGUGGUGGCGGUGGUGGAGGAAGAGAUGACAGGCGGUCCAGACCAUACUAAAUCAUCAUUUCUAUCAUCAUUCAUACAUUACUGUUUGAACAACAUCACAUAAACAGUUGUUUCAUCAUUUUUCAUUGAUCAUAUCUCAUCAUGAUUUAACAUCAUUGUUUAGUCAUGGAAUGCUACACCCGUAUGUUUUAUACAAGAUUUUAAAGGACUUACUGUAACAUACAUUCAAUGUGUGGAUUGUGGUUUUACAACAGGCACCUUCAAGGCAGCUUAUAACUAGAUUGUUGUCCCACAUGGAUGAACAUGAAUAGAUUGUGUAGCAUGUUGGGGAGAAAUUUAUUUGGUAACAUACUUAAGAAAUAGUUUUUGUUAGGGGGAAAAAUCAGUGUUUGUUGUAAAUAAGAUGUUGUCCUCUUGUUUGAUUACUGUGCAGAGUGGAAUAGUUUUAAGUCUUAAUGGAACAUUUUAAACAAAUAAAUUAACGAAAUUUGCUAAACAUACAUGUCAUCAUCAUUUGAUAUUAUUUCUUUGCUUGAUUUACAACAUUUUAUCAUGUUAGACUUAAAAAUUGGAAUUCCUUGUAUUAAAAGGUACUUUUUUAAUUUUAGAUCUCAUUUCUAGAGAUUUGUAAUUAUGUGACAUUGUGUAAUAAAAGUGAAAAACUAGAA
This is a messenger RNA of Ruditapes philippinarum (Manila clam), 1652 nucleotides long. Its product is annotated as RNA-binding protein cabeza-like. Gene Ontology annotation, molecular function: transcription coregulator activity; RNA binding. The coding region runs from base 1 to 1035 and encodes 344 amino acids. Gene Ontology annotation, cellular component: nucleus. The transcript has 9 exons. The record is from RefSeq and is a predicted model, not a curated record. Gene Ontology annotation, biological process: regulation of DNA-templated transcription. Lineage: Eukaryota; Metazoa; Mollusca; Bivalvia; Venerida; Veneridae.